Molecule: messenger RNA, 324 nt
Organism: Ambispora gerdemannii
Lineage: Eukaryota; Fungi; Glomeromycota; Glomeromycetes; Archaeosporales; Ambisporaceae
Source: the annotation of a GenBank genome assembly
AUGACUCAACGAGCAAAAGCAAAGACGGUCGCGAAGCAAGCCACAACAAACGAAGAGCAUAUCAGAGGAACAGCGAAAAGCCGCGCCUCCUUCAUCUCAUAUGUAGAGUCGAGUCUUGCUGCACCAUCCAAAAGACGAAAAAGGCAUUCAUCUCGAAAGGCUGUUAGCCUUUCGACAUCUAGCAAUCAUGCGGAGACUCUUUAUCAUAAUCUUCAACGUCGGUCUCGUCAAAGUAAGGGUGACAUUAAUUGGCCAUUGUGCGAAAACGCGAGAACGCGACGAAAUAUGCAAAAUCAGAAAUCAGAUGAAGAUAACUUCACAUGA